CCCCAGGACUAUGGCUCUCCCUCUCCUGGCAUGGAGGAGGGUACUUAGUGACAUGGUGGCCACUUAGAGUGUGUGUAAACCCACGUGAGCUUUCUUACUGGGACUAGACAUGUAUCUGUUUGGGAGGAGAUUGCUUUUUUCAUCUCACCAUUUUCUAGGUGCGUAAACUGGGUUGCAAAGAUGACAGUGUGAUCCUCCGGGAAGCUCCAGGAUAAGCACUAUGGCAUUUCCUAGAUGUAGCUCAAAAUUGAGGCUUGAAAUGUGGUCACGAUGAUGGUGAUGUGGAGAACUAGGCUCCGAGUGCAUGUGUUUGGUUCAGGAGGAUUGAUUUUGGACUUCCAUUUAUUUGUUUAUUCAUGAAAUAUGUCUUAAGCUUCUAUUCUGUGUCAGACACUGUUCUAGGUACUUGAAAAUAAACCAGUGAGUACGACAGAUCAAAAUCUUUGCCCUUGUGGAAUUUAGACAAUGGGGCAAAGAUAAGAAGGUCAACAUAAUAUAUAAGGAAAGAAAAUAUAGGUAGAAAAAGAUUAGUUCUACGAAGGAAAAAUAGAAUGAGUUAAGGGUGAUCAAGAGUUUGGGGAAAGUGUUAGAAUUUUAAAUAGAAUGUUCAGAGUAGACCUCAGGGAGAGGGUGGCAUUCGAGCAAAGUCUAAGGAGAGGGAAAUAACCAUGCAGACAGUAAUCUGGGGAAAAAGCAUUCCAGGCAGAGGGAACAGCCAGCUCAAAGCCCCAGAAGUGGAGUGUGGCUGGAGUGUUCGAGGAAGAGCAAGGAGGUCAGUGUGGGUAAAGCAGGGCUAGUGAAUGAGCGAAUAAGAGAGGAUGAGGUCAGAGGAGAGAGAGCAGGGACAUGGGUUGGGGGAAGCAGAUUGCAAACGGCAUUAUAGGCCAUUGUAAGGACUGAGGGCAACAAGGAGCCAUUAUGGGGUUUUGAACAGAGAGGUGGCAUUUUGGGGUUUAUGCUGUAAAAGGUUGGCUCUGAAUGCUGUGUUCAAAAAUAGACUUUGGGCCGAGGUGGGAGAGGGGCGUGCAAGGGUGAACUAGGUAAGAGGUUAUGGUAUUUAGAGUCUCAGGGGUAUUGUGGCUGGAGGAAAAUGGUCAGACUUUGGAUAUACUUUGAAAGUAGAGCAAACAGAAUUUCCUGAUGAAGUGGCUGGGGCUAUGAGAGAGAGCUUUGAUCCUGAAUCGUGGACCUAGGUCUCUCCUCCCCUUCCCAUUGAUUCUUCGUGGCCACUGUGGUAUGUGAGAGUGAAAGGCGGCACCAUUAACAAUUACUCUGGGACCCCAGGUGUAAACUAGAUACCCAGGGCAGCAAGUAUAGCUGGUCACCCUACCUAGAGCUCAUGUCUGUGGAGAUGGAAAGGGGGGAUUUCGUCAGAAGGGACUUAUUGGGGAAGGCAACUCUGGUACCUUCUGGAGCCACAAAAAAGCCCCAAGAAUGGUGAGAAUAAAAAAUGUGUGUAUUGGGGAGUGGACGGGCAGGGUAUGUAAAGAAAUCAAAUGGUCAUUUUGGAAAAGUACCUCUCCCUUUAAGGGCAGGGUUGAGGGUCCGCAACCCUGUCAGCAGGCCUCUGGUUAACCAGGCCCUCAACCUGAGGGUUAGGAAUGUUCUAAGUGUCUCUGUCACCGUAGAGGCCGGGGAAGGCCACACAGACGCCACUGCGAAUGGGGUUCUUGCCCAAUGACCUGUGUGUGGUAAACAGACUUCCUUCUCUUCAUGAACAGCCCAAACCUUACCAGAGCCAAUCAGUUUUAGGCUCAGACAGUGGUGAUUGGUGUAUAAAUAUCUGAAGCAGGAAGUCUUCUCGUCUUCAGACAGCAAGGGAGAUGGCAAUAAUGCAUGGGCCAUCCCAAUCAAUGGGAAGUACAGCUUGGUGGUGUUUGCUUCCAUGAGGCCUAGAGGGUGAGAGGGCUUCAUGUAUCUACCAGGAAGUACCAUCAAGGAGAUUGCCACAAACCCGGAAGAAGCUGGCAAGUUUGUCUUUGAAGUCAUUCCAGCCUCAUGGGACCAGAGUCGCACAGGACAGGACUCCUAUGUCCUCAUGGCCAGCUCCCAGGCGGAGAUGGAGGAGUGGGUUAAGUUCCUCAGGAGGGUUGCUGGCACACCCUCUGGAGCGGUGUUUGGCCAGCGCUUGGAUGAGACUAUUGCCUAUGAACAGAAAUUCGGCCCCCACCUUGUGCCUAUCCUGGUGGAGAAGUGUGCGGAGUUCAUCCGGGAACAUGGCCUGAAUGAGGAGGGUAUCUUCCGCCUGCCUGGGCAGGACAACCUGGUGAAGCAGCUGAGAGAUGCUUUUGAUGCGGGAGAGCGGCCCUCCUUUGACAGAGACACAGAUGUACACACAGUGGCCUCCCUGUUAAAACUCUACCUCCGAGACCUCCCAGAGCCGGUGGUUCCCUGGAGCCAGUAUGAGGGGUUUCUGCUCUGCGGGCAGCUCAUGAAUGCGGAUGAGGCAAAGGCUCAGCAGGAAAUGAUGAAGCAACUCUCCAUCCUCCCCCGAGAGAACUACAACCUCCUGAGCUACAUCUGCAGGUUUCUCCAUGAAAUCCAGCUGAACUGCGCAGUUAACAAGAUGAGCGUGGACAACCUGGCCACUGUGAUUGGUGUGAAUCUCAUCAGGUCGAAGGUGGAAGACCCUGCUGUUAUCAUGAGAGGGACUCCUCAGAUCCAAAGGGUAAUGACUAUGAUGAUUAGAGACCAUGAAGUCCUCUUCCCCAAGUCCAAGGAUGAACCCCUGUCACCUCCUGCCCAGAAAAAUGACCCUAAGAAGCCUCCAGUGGCCCGAAGCUCUGUGGGCUGGGAUGCCACUGAGGAUACCCCAAUUUCUCGGACAGACAGCUUCAGUAACACGACAAGCGACUCGGACACAACCAGCCCCACUGGACUUCAGCCGAGUGAUGGGUAUCUGGAUGACAGCAGCAAACUCUCCAAGGAAAAGCCAGGAGAUUGGAAGCUGCAAUCUCGAAAAAGGACUCAGACACUCCCUAACCGGAAAAGUUUCUUUACUUCAUCUUUGCGUGGCUCCAACAGCAGCAAAGUGGAGGUCUCUAAAAAUAAGCUCUGCUCACCUUCAGAAACCAAGGCAGGGGAAGGGCAUCAAAGAACAAUGUCUCAAGAUUUGCCCCACCUUUCAGACUCCCAGCGGACUUCCACUUACGAUAAUGUCCCUGCCCUCCCAGCGUCCCCUGGGAAUGAAGCCAGUUCACCCUCUUCCCAGGCCUGUGACUCCAAGAGAGACUCUCCCGCCAGUCCCAACUCUGAAGCUGGGUCUGGAACAAAGGACUCUGGAGAAGAGGAACUUGAAUCUCCCCAGAGAAUGGUACAGGAACUACGAAAGGAAAUAGAAACACAGAAGCAAGCAUAUGAGGAACAAAUUAAAAACCUUGAGAAGGAAAACUAUGACGUCUGGGCUAAGGUGGUAAAGCUCAAUGAAGAGUUGGAAAAAGAGAAGAAGAAGUUUGCAGCCUUGGAAAUCAGCCUCCGCAAUGUGGAGCGCUCCCGGGAGGAUGUUGAGAGGAGAAACAAGGCCUUGGAAGAAGAAGUCAAGGAGUUUGUCAGAUUGUUGAAGGAGCCCAAGACUGAUGCAUGAGGGUCCUGAGAGUGCCACAGAGACAGCCCAGGAGAAGCCAACCCUGCUGCCUUUCUCAGCGCUCCCUGAGGACUUGGGAGAAAAAUUAUUUCCUACGAGGGAAAAGACAUUUUGGGGAAAACACAAAUUCCAGUAAAUAACCCACUGGAAUUUUCAGGAAGAUGAGGGUGAGCAGGCACAUAUGUGGACAUCUAUGGCCAUUCUUGCUGUAUUCAAAGGUUGCAUACUGAAAUGGAACCUUCCACCACUGGGCGACUAUGUCCAUUGGAGACAUUUGAGGCAGGCCAUGUCUCAGGACCCAGGCAACAGAUUGGCCCCAACCCAAGGCUGGGCUGCGACAACCCCUCAGUUCUUUGUUUUCUGUGUGAACAACUCACCUAGCCGGAUGGCCUCAGGCCACCUCUGAGACACAGGGACAGAACAUGAUAUUCAGCUUUGAGUGUUCACUCAUAAUGUGUUCUGUUAGGGUGGGGGCUGCACCUGCUAAAGCCAGAACUUCAUUCUAUCACCCCACCAUGAACACAUGCUCCAGAGGCUGGAAACUCAAAGCUGUUACUAGACUAAGAAAGAAUAAGCAACCAAAUUGUAUUUAUGAAGGCAAAUAUCAAUGGGAAAAUUGUAUUCAAAUAAAGGAAAAAAAAAAAAAAAACUAUUGCUAAU
Molecule: messenger RNA, 4243 nt
Organism: Loxodonta africana (African savanna elephant)
Lineage: Eukaryota; Metazoa; Chordata; Mammalia; Proboscidea; Elephantidae
Gene: ARHGAP25
Product: Rho GTPase activating protein 25
Exons: 10
Coding region: 1913-3583 (556 amino acids)
Biological process (GO): negative regulation of small GTPase mediated signal transduction; signal transduction; actin filament organization
Cellular component (GO): phagocytic cup
Molecular function (GO): GTPase activator activity
Source: RefSeq, a predicted model, not a curated record